UCAGUAGGUUCUCAAAAUGUCAACUAUCAAGGAGAAGCUUAUUGAGAGUCUAAUUGAGGAAGAUGAAGCCUCCCAGAGUAAGAUCACCAUUGUUGGCACUGGUGCUGUAGGCAUGGCUUGUGCUAUUUGUAUCUUAUUGAAGGAUUUGGCCGAUGAACUCGCCCUCAUUGAUGUCUCAGUGGACAAAUUGAAGGGAGAAAUGAUGGAUCUUCAGCAUGGCAGUCUUUUCUUUAAUACUUCAAAGAUUACCUCUGGAAAAGAUUACAUAGUAUCUGCAAACUCCAAAUUAGUUAUUGUGACAGCAGGUGCACGGCAACAGGAGGGAGAAAGUCGCCUUGCCCUGGUGCAACGGAAUGUGAACAUCAUGAAAUCAAUCAUUCCUACCAUAGUCCAGCAUAGUCCUGACUGUAAGAUGCUUAUUAUUUCAAAUCCAGUGGAUAUUUUGACAUAUGUGGUCUGGAAGCUAAGUAGCUUACCUGCAACUCGUAUAAUUGGAAGUGGUUGUAAUCUAGACUCUGCCCAUUUCCGUUACCUAAUUGGAGAGAAGUUGGGUGUCCAUCCUGCAAGCUGCCAUGGUUGGAUUAUUGGAGAACAUGGUGAUUCUAGUGUGCCUUUAUGGAGUGGGGUGAAUGUUGCUGGUGUUGCUCUGAAGACUCUAAAUCCUAAAUUAGGAACUGAUUCAGACAAAGAGCAGUGGAAAAAUAUACAUAAACAAGUUGUUGAAAGUGCCUAUGAGAUUAUCAAACUUAAAGGGUAUACCUCUUAGGCUAUUGGACUGUCUGUGACAGAUCUGGCAGGAUCAAUUUUGAAAAAUCUUAGGAGAGUGCAUCCAGUUUCGACUAUGGUUAAGGGCUUAUAUGGAAUAAAUGAAGAAAUCCUUCUCAGUAUCCCUUGUAUCUUGGGGCGAAAUGGUGUCUCAGAUGUUGUGAAAGUUAACUUGAAUUCAGAGGAGGAGGCCCUUUUUAAGAAGAGUGCAGACACAAUCUGGAAUAUCCAAAAAGACCUGGUAUUUUAAAGCCUCUUAAUGUUUCACCGUUCCAUAGAACAGAAGAUGUCAGACGUGUUUUUACAUUUUGAAAGUAUUUUAUUUUUUUGUUUUUUUGGGAAAGUAUUUUAAUCUGAUCUGUAAAAAAUAAAAACACACUGGAGACCCAUGAUGUAAAUUCAGUCCCGCUAGGUUUGGAAAAGGAAAUGGUAGAUUUCUCUCUCUGAGUCUCUUAUAGCUCAGUUCUAAUGAUACCCAACCUAUACAGAUGCAAGUUUUACUUCUGAGGUAUGUCAUAUAUGAGUUGCCUUCAGAUUUAGUAGAAUAUGUAUAACAACCCAGUAUAAUAUAAAAUGAUUUUUCUC
Messenger RNA from Mustela lutreola (European mink), 1350 nucleotides. RefSeq names its product L-lactate dehydrogenase C chain-like. Gene Ontology annotation, molecular function: L-lactate dehydrogenase (NAD+) activity. Lineage: Eukaryota; Metazoa; Chordata; Mammalia; Carnivora; Mustelidae. The transcript has a single exon. The record is from RefSeq and is a predicted model, not a curated record. Gene Ontology annotation, cellular component: cytoplasm. Gene Ontology annotation, biological process: carboxylic acid metabolic process.